Oreochromis niloticus (Nile tilapia) is the source of this 2740-nucleotide messenger RNA. It is a transcript of the gene adrb1, whose product is annotated as adrenoceptor beta 1. Bases 633 to 1826 code for a protein of 397 amino acids. Gene Ontology annotation, biological process: positive regulation of MAPK cascade; positive regulation of heart contraction; adenylate cyclase-activating adrenergic receptor signaling pathway. NCBI's taxonomy places the organism in Eukaryota, Metazoa, Chordata, Actinopteri, Cichliformes, Cichlidae. Gene Ontology annotation, cellular component: plasma membrane. The transcript has a single exon. Gene Ontology annotation, molecular function: beta1-adrenergic receptor activity. The record is from RefSeq and is a predicted model, not a curated record.
GGAGAUAAGAAGUUUACCAUAAUACAGCUGCUGUGAAGGAAGGACCACAGAUCCGUGGUUGGGCCUGACCUCAUGCCCACGGAAUGUAUUCUUAGCGAUAAAAAUAUAAAACGGACAAGAGGAAAAACAAAUUUUGUUUGUGGUUCGCCAGUGAUGAAAACAGAGAAAUCCCUGUAGUUCAUGUCCUGCUGGACUUCCAUAUUUGGUUCAUCGUGUUUCCAUAACCGAGAAGAUUUUUUGGACCGAUGAUAGUUAUGGACAGUUUGGGGAGUGACCAUCUGCUUCUCCUGCUUAAUAAACGCUUGGUUUAUUCGCCCAUGCGUUUAUUCCAACUGGUGAAGACACCAAAAAGAGACUGACUGAAAAUUUAAGGUUCAGGUGUUUGUUUGCUUCCACAACUUCACCGCUGGGACCGUUUGCCCGCUGAGCUGCCUGAUUGGUCGUGAGGAGCAAUGAUGUCACCGCGCGCUUUGCUGUCCCGGCCGCUUCAGCAGCCAACGCAGGCUGAGGACUCGAGAGGCGCUCCAGAUGGAGUUGGCGCGCAGUGGGAGUAGAGCUAUAGACUGUGAAGGCGUUGUUAGUGCUGCCUUGAUGAUCUCGACCUGGUUCCACUCACAGCCCAGCAGCCCGUCAUGGGGGACGGUGGUGGCGCGUCCUCGCCAGUGAACUUCCAGAAUGGCACGGGGAGCGAGGCGUCCGACUCACCGGGCUCCGCUGCAGCCGCGUCCGAGCAGUGGAUGGCCGGCAUGAGCCUGGUUAUGGGUUUGAUCGUCCUGUCCAUCGUGUUCGGAAAUAUCCUGGUCAUCGUGGCCAUCGCCAGGACGCAGAGGCUGCAGACUCUCACCAACGUGUUCAUCGUGUCGCUGGCGAGCGCGGACCUCAUCAUGGGGCUGCUGGUUGUGCCAUUUGGCGCGGCGCUCGCGGUGCGCGGUUCUUGGCUGUAUGGCACCUUUUUCUGUGAGUUCUGGAUCUCCGUGGACGUUCUCUGCGUCACCGCCAGCAUCGAGACCCUGUGCGUUAUCGCCAUAGACAGGUAUGUGGCCAUCACAUCACCUUUCCGCUACCAAAGCUUGUUAACCAAAGCCCGGGCCAAAGCGGUGGUGUGUGUGGUGUGGGCGAUCUCUGCGCUGGUCUCCUUCUUGCCCAUCCUGAUGCACUGGUCUCGGGACAGCGUGGACACAGACUGCUACGAGGACCCCGAAUGUUGCGACUUUGUCACAAACAGAGCAUACGCCAUCUCCUCAUCCAUCAUAUCUUUUUACAUUCCUCUCCUGGUCAUGAUAUUUGUUUACGCCCGCGUGUACAGAGAGGCGAAAAAGCAGCUGAGGAAGAUCGACAAGUGCGAGGGCAGGUUUCACAACACCUUAACCGGACUGACCUCCAAGUGCAAGAAGAGGCCGUCUAAGAUCCUGGCACUCAGGGAGCAGAAAGCGCUCAAAACGCUUGGCAUCAUCAUGGGGACGUUCACUCUGUGCUGGCUGCCCUUUUUCAUAGUGAACGUCGUGAGGGUUUUUUGCGCAGAGGUGGUGGACAAGGACCUUUUCGUGUUUCUGAACUGGCUGGGGUACGUGAACUCUGCGUUUAACCCCAUCAUUUACUGCCGAAGCCCAGAUUUCAGGAAGGCUUUUAAGAGGCUGCUGUGCUGCCCGAGGCAAGCCGACCGCAGGCUACACAUUAGCUCCUGCGACCUGUCCCGAUGCUCCGGCGGGUUCGUCUCCUCUCUGGAGCCCGGAACGUUGGGGAUGUGGUCAGACUGCGCCGGCUUGGACAACAGUGAUAGUAGCCUGGGGACCGGAAAGUUGUCUCACUCCGAAUCACAGCUGUGAGAGAGGGAGAGGGGGGGGGACAAAGUUCAACUUCUGUUCAGGCAGAUUUAGCAAAAGAUAGUGACAAAAUAGGCGAGUUUCCUUUUGGAGACGGAGUGCGUAAGAGCCAUAUCAUUUCAAUGGGGACCUUUUCAACAACAAUCAUUUGAGUUCAAACACCAGGCGAAAAUGCUAGAAACGUGUUUGAAAGCCAUUUUUAAAGCAUCAGGAUAAAUUAUUUUCCCGAGAUCUCCCUUUGGCUCAGAGAGAGACUUUAGUGUGAAAGAGAAAAUCAAAUUUGCUGAAAUUAUAGCUCAUCAACCCUAAAAUGAGGUGGCUGUAAAGCUUCUGUGAUUAAAAACCUGUCAGGUGCCGAAUUUGAAAUCCGGUGAAUCUGUGCAUCAGCCAAAGAGCGCAGUCGCACUCCUGUGAUUUAUGCCUGAUAUAAAUAUAAACUUUUCAGUUUUGAUUUUGUUCGAUAAACAGUUGAUUUCUGCAUUUAUGAUUUAUAAUGGGGACGUGAGAGCCCGAUCCUCGCUCCAGGUUCGUGCGUAAAAAUUCGCUCAUCACCGCUCAGGCGCACUACAAUAAACUGUUAUUUAAAGGCACUGGAUAAGAGCAAGGCAUUUGUCGGAGUGACUGUAUCGCAGUCAUGUAGAGCUCACGAAGUAUUUUACCUCACAGCCAUCGGCAAGUGCAAUUUGUACGACAGGUAUUUGUUUAUAUUAAACAUUCGUGUAAAAUAGCCUAUUUAUUCCGCGCUGUCUUUUACAACUAAACGAGUAAUUGUGAGGCUGAUUCUAAUGCCCGUUGUACAUAAUGUGCUGUUUAGUGCCCAAGAGGUAUUUGAGCCUCUCCCUUUGUCUUUGGCUUUACAUGCUGUUGUGAGGUGGUGUGUUAUAAUGUCUGUGAAAAUAAAAGAAAGUUUUACUGUU